CCCAAUCUUCGAUCGAAACAAACAGCGACGACCAAGUGCGAAGAAAAGCUUCUGCAGAGAGGCGGAUUUGGUUGGGAAGAAUGGGGAGGAAGAAGGGGUUGCCGGAGUUCGAGGAGACGGCGCCGGAUGAUUUCGAUCCUGCGAAUCCGUACAAAGAUCCGGUGGCGAUGCUUGAGAUGAGAGAGCAUAUUGUCCGUGAGAAGUGGAUCCACAUCGAGAAGGCGAAGAUCCUGCGUGAGAAGGUCAAGUGGUGUUACCGCGUCGAGGGCGUCAAUCACUAUCAGAAGUGUCGUCAUCUCGUUCAGCAAUACCUCGACGCCACACGCGGCGUUGGUUGGGGCAAAGAUCACCGCCCCGUCUCGCUCCACGGUCCCAAGCCGGAGGCCGUUGAAUCUGAAUAAACGUUACAUGCCUGGACUGGAUCGUGUGAGGUGACCGAGCUCUGAUACCGUAUCUCUAUCUUGACAUAGGACCGAUGAAUUCCUCCAUGGUUGUUUACACACUCUCUCUCUCUCUCGUUUGAAUUCCUCCAUGGUUGUUUAUACUAAGCUAAACCAUGCCAUAAUUUCAUAAGAGCAGCCAUUCCCUUUUCACUAUCCUGCUUCCUGCAUCUGAUCUCAUCUUCCUCACUUCACACACAGCUUUUCUGUAUGGGCUUCAGUAUACAGCCUUGAGGUUUGGGCUUUUUCUUUUC
Messenger RNA from Tarenaya hassleriana, 694 nucleotides. RefSeq names its product NADH dehydrogenase [ubiquinone] 1 beta subcomplex subunit 10-B-like. The transcript is spliced from 3 exons. The record is from RefSeq and is a predicted model, not a curated record. The coding region runs from base 81 to 401 and encodes 106 amino acids. Lineage: Eukaryota; Viridiplantae; Streptophyta; Magnoliopsida; Brassicales; Cleomaceae.